Molecule: messenger RNA, 3161 nt
Organism: Bacillus rossius redtenbacheri
Lineage: Eukaryota; Metazoa; Arthropoda; Insecta; Phasmatodea; Bacillidae
Product: hemocyte protein-glutamine gamma-glutamyltransferase-like
Exons: 16
Coding region: 109-2469 (786 amino acids)
Biological process (GO): peptide cross-linking
Molecular function (GO): protein-glutamine gamma-glutamyltransferase activity
Source: RefSeq, a predicted model, not a curated record
CGGCAGGCUCGGCGGGCAGUAUAAAUGGCCAGCGGACAGGGCGAUAAAGCUUAGUGCGAGUGGACGAGCAGUGAGCCAGCGGACUGCCGAAACAUUUUCACGGUGAAGAUGGCUGGAGCUCUACAGGUGGAUGGGGUGCGUCUGUACCCGCUGGAGAACUCCAGGCGCCACCACACCGAUCGCUUCGAGAUGGUGCACGCCGAGAAGCCCAGUGUGAUUCUGCGGCGCGGCCAGGAAUUCGACCUCAUGGUCAUGUUCAGGGACCGCAACUACGACGUCGUCAGGGACACGCUGCAGAUCGUUUUCACCUACGGUGAGCUCGCGGUGACUCACGCAUCCAUUGGCUACAUGCUGGUUUGCGACCUCGUGGUAAUGUUCAGGGACCGCAACUACGACGUCGUCAGGGAUACGCUGCAGAUCGUCUUCACCUACGGACUCACGCAUCCAUUGGCUAGCAUGCUGGUUUGCGACCUCGUGGUAAUGUUCAGGGACCGCAACUACGACGUCGUCAGGGACACGCUGCAGAUCGUUUUCACCUACGGGCCGAAGCCGGACCCGCUGCUGGGAACGGGCAAGGUCACGCUGACUGGCAGCACCACCUACCACAAGGAAGCCUGGGACGUGAGGCUCGUCACCAAGGACACCAAGUCCAUCAAGCUGGAGGUACGCAGCCCUCCGCAAGCAGCGGUUGGAGAGUGGAGACUGCGCAUUGAGACCAAGCUGAAGACGAACCCUAGAGCCAAACCCAACGUGUUCCACUACCCAGAAAACAUCUACUUGCUUUUCAACCCAUGGCAUAAGGGCGACCUGGUGUACAUGGAGGACAAGCGGCUGCUGGACGAGUACGUGCUCAACGACCUGGGCAAGAUCUGGGUCGGCCCGUACGGCACGUGCCGCGGCCGCGAGUGGGUGUUCGGCCAGUUCGACGACUGCGUGCUGCCCGCCGCCAUGAUGAUGCUGGACCGCGCCAUGGGCUCCGCGCCCGUCAGCCGCGCCGACCCCAUCCGGGUCACCAGAGCGCUCUCGCGGAUCGUGAACUCGAACGACGAGGACGCGGCCAUGUCGGGCGUGCUGGCGGGCAACUGGAGCGGCGAGUACGAGGACGGCACGGCGCCCGCCGCCUGGACAGGUUCAGUGGGCAUCCUGGAGGAGUACCUGACCACUGGUCAGGAGGUCAAGUACGGCCAGUGCUGGGUGUUCGCCGGGGUCCUCACCACAGUGUGCCGCGCCCUCGGCAUCCCUUCUCGCGUGGUGUCCAACCUGGUGUCGGCGCACGACGCCAACGUCUCGCUCACCGUGGACCGCUACUACGACGUGGAGAACGAGGAGCUGCCCUUCAACCCGUUCUACGAGGGCGACGACUCCAUCUGGAACUACCACGUGUGGAACGAGGCGUGGAUGGUGCGCCCCGACCUGCCCAAGGGCUACGGCGGCUGGCAGGCGAUCGACGCGACGCCGCAGGAGACAAGCGACGGAUUUUUCCAGUGUGGUCCGACAUCGGUGGAAGCCAUCAAGUGCGGGGCAGUUGGAUUCAACUACGACGUGCCCUUCAUGCUGGCCUCCGUGAACGCCGAUCUGAUACGCUGGAAAGUGGAUCCGGACUCCGAUCAGUCGUAUACGAAGAUAUACACCAACAAGUACCACAUUGGGAAAAUGAUCUACACCAAGCAUCCCUGGAUUUUCGAUCCAAAUGGAGACACUGACAGAGAAGAUGUCACUAGAAACUACAAAGCAGAGGAAGGAACACCAAUGGAACGCCUUUCUCUCAUGAAUGCUGUUAGAAAUCUGACACGGGCCAAAGAGGUCUUCGAGAUACCUAGCGUCUCCAGGGAGGACAUGGUGUUUGAACUCGUAGACCUUGAAAAAAUUAAAAUCGGGGAGGACUUCAGUGUUGUAGUGAACAUCGAGAACAAGUCCAGCGAGGUAAGGAAAGUUAAGGCUGCUCUUUCUGCAGCGAGUGUCUUCUAUACUGGAAUAAAGGCCAACGUGGUGAAAUCUGCUUCCAACACUUUCAAGAUCCAGCCGAACAACAAGGAACAAUUGAAGUUGAGGGUGAAGGCGGACGAGUACUUGGACAAGCUGGUGGAGUACUGCCUCAUGAAGAUAUACGCCAUCGUGUCUGUCGAAGAGACCAACGAGACGUGGGCUGACGAGGACGAUUUCGAGGUCAUGAAGCCAAAGUUGAACAUUCAGGUAGAUAAAGAGAUACCAGUCAAUGUUCCUGUGACGGUAGUCUUUAGUUUCACCAACCCUUUGAAGAAAGAACUUGAGAAAUGCUUUUUCAAGUACGAAAGUCCGGGUGUCUCGAAACCUCAAACUUUCCCCUACAGGAACAUCUCGGCGGGAGAGACGGUGAUGGUCCAGCACAGCUUCACGCCCAAGGUGGCCGGCGAGAUGAAGCUGGUGGGCAGCUUCGCCUCCAGGCAGCUGGUCGACGUCACCGGCUCGGCGGUCGUCGAGGUCUACUGACGGCCGACCGCAGACCCGUCGACGGCUGCGGCCCUCGAGACCCUCCCCAGAGCGCGCCCUGGCUGCAGUCGAACCACGCUCAUCACGAACGUAGAGUAGAACUUUCUCACUGAAGUCUAUUAGUUUUUCAAUUCGUACGUGCACGUUAUAGGUUAUAGUUUUACACGUCAUAAACACCCUGUUUAAAGUUUACUAUCAUAUAUCCUAGUUAUUUAUUAUAUUUAUAUAUUAAUAAUUAUAAUCAAAAACACUUUCAGUAAGUUAAAAAUAGUAUUAUCUCUUACUAGAAUGUAUGUUAUUUUUGUCAAAAGGAUGUUACUUUAAAGAUAAGAUCACUUUGGAAUAUUUUAAAAUUGUGUAUUGUAAUAAUUUAUGUUUUGAGAUAGAUUUUGUUGUUAUACGAUAUAUUUGAUAGUGGCUUAGUUAUUUAUUAAUUUUAAAUUAUUAUAACAUAUAUUUUAGUUCUAUUUAUUGAGAUUGUUAAUUUUUUAAUUUGCUUCAAAUCAGAAUUAGUUUUUGAUGAUGUUGUUAAAAAAAUUAAGAAUUAUUACAGCUUUAAAUUAUUGUAAAAUAAAUAUUAUCUGUGAGUCCACGCUAGGGGAUAAACAAAUUACGAAAUUUUUAUUUUUUCUUAGUUAACCAAUGUUAUGUAAAGCCAUAAAUGAGUAAUAAACGUAGAUUCUCACGUUUCA